Messenger RNA from Penicillium vulpinum, 1668 nucleotides. Its product is annotated as exosome non-catalytic core subunit SKI6. NCBI's taxonomy places the organism in Eukaryota, Fungi, Ascomycota, Eurotiomycetes, Eurotiales, Aspergillaceae. Gene Ontology annotation, molecular function: copper ion transmembrane transporter activity. Bases 1 to 1668 code for a protein of 555 amino acids. Gene Ontology annotation, cellular component: membrane; nuclear exosome (RNase complex); nucleolus. Gene Ontology annotation, biological process: U4 snRNA 3'-end processing; nuclear mRNA surveillance; poly(A)-dependent snoRNA 3'-end processing. The record is from RefSeq and is a predicted model, not a curated record. The transcript is spliced from 5 exons.
AUGCCGCUAGACACCUCGACAACAUAUCCCCUGACACGGCUGCGCCUUGAUGGCCGCCGCUGGAACGAGCUGCGCCUGCUCCAAGCCCAGAUCUCAACCAACCCUGCCAGCUCUGGCUCUUCAUACCUGUCAAUGGGCAACACAUCAAUCAUGUGCUCUGUCCACGGCCCCGCCGAGGGUCGCCGAGGAGAUGGCGCAGGCGGAGCUGCAGGAAGUGGGCAUGCAGUCGUGGAAGUAGACGUUAACGUCGCUGGGUUUGCCGGCGUAGAUCGCAAGCGGAGAGCUGGGGGAAGUGACAGGCAAUCAUCGCGAAUUGCUACAACCCUCCGCUCAGCCUUCCAGUCCCACCUCCACACCUACCUCUACCCCCACAGCACAAUCAGCAUCCAUGUCUCCGUUCUCUCCGCCGAUGGCUCAUUGCUCGCCGCAGCGAUAAACGCCGUUACUCUAGCUCUCGUGGAUGCCGGAAUCCCCAUGCCGGGAUUGCUCACUGGCUGUACUGCCGGCAUGAGCGGCAGCGCCUCUACACCGCGUGACCCGCGACACGACGAGCUUGAUCCACUGCUGGAUCUGUCGCUCCCAGAAGAACAGGAACUGCCUUCGCUCACUGUUGCGACGACGACAGCGGUGCCCGUUGGCGAGAACAAUAUGGAUGAGGACGAGGAGGCAAUGAAGGUCUGUGUUCUUACUAUGGAGACCAAGGUUCACGCUACGUACCUUGAUACAAUGUUGGCGGUCGGAAUCGAUGGGUGCAGUCAGAUCCGCGAAUUGUUGGAAGGUGUCAUCAAAGGAUCCCGUCCCAAGCCCCCAGUCAAUCAUGGAUAUGAACGGGAUGAACAUGCCAAUGGCCACUUCAACAGCUUCAGCAGCUAUGGCCAGCAGCACCGGAAUGAAAAUGGGGGGAAUGAGCAUGGGCGAUGGCUGCAAGAUCUCGGUCCGUCCAAUAUCAACCCCAUCUUCACUGCUUUAUACACUAGAUUCAAGCUGACUCACGAUCAUCAGAUGCUGUGGAACUGGUACACAGUUGAUGCAUGCUUCCUCGCCAGAUCAUGGCACAUAACCUCACGCGGCAUGUUCGCCGGCUCAUGCAUUGGAGUGAUCUGUCUCGUCUUGAGCCUCGAGCUCCUCCGCCGUGUGGGCCGAGAAUACGACUCGUUCAUUGUGCGCCGAGCCCGUCUGAGAAGACUCUACAUGCCGGGCUCUUCUACCGCGCAAUCCAUCUCGAACGUUCUCCUGGGAAGUGAAGAAGACACCACCAAACCGUCCGGCAACUGCUGUGGCGGAAACUCAGACCCCGACACUAUGCUCUUCAAUGCAGAGGACGGCCUCAUUGCUCCUGAGUCGGGUACUUCCCAGAAUGGAGUCUCGAAGAAGCAGGCUGCUGCUGCGUCGGCUAGGACUACCCAGGAUGUUGUCCAGCGAGAGAGACGGGAGACUAUGCUUGCUCUGUAUCGUCCGUCGAUUGUUGAGCAUUCCGUGCGCUCGCUGCUGCAUAUGGCGCAAUUUGCUGUUGCGUACAUUAUCAUGCUGCUUGCUAUGUACUUCAAUGGGUACAUCAUCAUCUGUAUCUUCAUUGGUGCUUUCCUGGGCGCAUUUAUCUUUUCCUGGGAGCCCGUGGACUUGAACAAGGAGUCAGAUGCUUUGUCGGUCACUAAGUGCUGCGGUUAA